AUGCUGAAUCAGCGAUUGUACAACAGCCAACGAAUAGACACGUUUCACACGCCAGCGAAGUUGGAUCCACAGAGCCCGAGCCCUUAUGAAGCUUCGCCAGAGCGGCGCUCGCCGUCACCCACCGAACGUCCGUCUUCCACUCCACUGAGCUUCGAUGCUCGGGACGGUCAGUAUGGCCAUCGAUUGGUGGACCUCGUGAACAAUUGGAAUGAGGACACCAGGCGCAUGAUUCGAGAGGAGCUGACUUUGAACUCCCGGGCCGAGCUAACGCAGCCUUCCUCUCCGGCCCCUCUGGAUGAUUCUUCUUUACAGACGAAUCUGCAGACCAUAUUGGCCGAAGUGAGGCACCUGCAGCACCAGUCUGCAGGUUGGUGCGACCACUGUGGGGCUCUCGGGCGGGUAGCCAUUGCUCAGGAGGAGCUGACUGAGAUGGUUCGCGGACACUUGAUCCUCGAGCGGACCAGCACGCCUAAUCGAACUGCAUGUGCCACGCCGAGCACGACAGCUUCAGACACGCAGGCCACGCUACAAAAGCUGGGGACCGAGCUGACAUCAGCCUUCGAGGAGAUGCAGAAGGCAUUGAAAGGGAGUGCAACCCUCGUGGAAGAUGCAAGGCGCGUCCAGGAGAAGCAGCCACAACAACCUGCCAUCGCUCUAGACAACGAGCCGCUGUUGAGUGAUCUCCGGCAGGUGAAGGAGCUGAUUGGAAGUGCAGCCGGCACUUCGUUGGCAGCAGAUGUGAGAGACCUCAAGGAAUCCCUCUUGCUGGUGCAGCGGAAGAAUGAGCAGGACUCCAAGCAUCUUCUUCAGCAGCUGGAGUAUCUAGCCGACAUCGUCACGGUGAGCAACUCCAAGGAAGAAGACCCUCCUGCUUCACAGUACAACCAGCAGAAGAUGCUCGAGGGCCUGCAGCAUGUCACUGAGCUCAUCAGCAUCGACCACCGCAAGGCCCGCGAGGAUGCCGAGGUGGUCCGACGGUCGGUCUGCGUUCUGGAGGCCGAGGUCUGCCAGUUCAAGGACUCUGUGGCGAGCUCGCUGCAGCAGUCGACAGAGGAGAUGUUGCGACGGCUGAGGGUCCUCGAAGAUCUGGUUGCGACAAGCCAACAGACAGCCCAGCAGAAGACCGCUCUGCAGCUGGAGAAUGUGGACCAGAAGGUGUUGCUGCAAUCAACUGUGGUUGCGGAUGUUAAGCAGGACGUCCUGACGGUGAAGGAUCAUGUCCUUCAGUGUGAAGAGAGACUCAAAAAGGCACCCCGACAAGCAGAUCUGACCGCGGCGGUGAAGAGAACUUUCGAGGAGAUGUCCCAAGAGUUUCAUGCAGAGUGCAGACAGCUCUACCUGAAGCCGAGUUUCCAGGUGAGCUUCCCGGAGUCCUUGAACCAGGACCUGCGUGAGAUCAAGGAGGCCGUGGAAACGGAGAGGCGAGAGCGGGAGCAGUCAACGGUCGCAUCCUCUGCCGAGUUCACGAACCUUACCAAGGAGGUGCAGAAGAUGGGACAGGACGUUCAGGGGCUGGAGGUCACUGUCACUGAGCGGGUGAUGUCCGAAGUUCAACACGUUCAAGAUAUCUUCGCGAUUCUGGAGAGCAACUUCCUGGGAGUGGUGCGGAGCCAGCUCGACAAGGCGACGGCCUCCUUCUCCAGCACGACCUCCAUGUUCAGGACAAGCUUGAGGCGGGAUGUGGAGAAGAUGCUGAAGGACACCACCUCGGGCCAGGCCCAUCGGUCGCAAACCACAGCUCCAGCUGCGGAGGAGCCAGGGGACACAACGCACUCCUGCAAGAUGAUCGAGACCAUCUUUGCUUGUUUCAGCGCCUUCGAGUUCUGCUUGCUUGUCACCAGCGCGAUGCUGGAGCUGCAGACGCAAGACAGAUUCCUGGCGGCCAUCGCCAUCGUGGUAGGUCCAUACCUGCUCAACUGUGUGGCUGUGCUGAUGUUCUUCUUCCUUCUGACCGAUGCAUUGGCCAGGUGGAUGAGGCAGAACUGGGGCCAUGCACAGCGCCUCCUGGCCCUGGCAGUGCUGAGACCGGACUGGCUGCGCGUCUUCAGUCUCUAUGCACCGCAGCUGCGGUCGGCGCCGAAUGCCUGGGAACAGCGCCGGUGGCAAGAGGCCCUCCGGAGGCGUACCGCGCUGCUGCAGCAGGAGUGUGAUGAGCUCAAGCUGUUGGUCCGGCCGACGGAGGUGGCUCACCCAGAGGGGGACGUCGAGGCAUAUCGCCCGCAGGUGACGGCACUACACGAGCCACAGCACGGCAUGCGCGCACCGGCCGCGGCUCAUGCACACGUAACUCUCCGGAACCACCAUGCCAGCAGCCAUCAGGAUGCGCCACCGCCACUGGACAGCUCGGGGCUUGCGACUUCGGCGCCCCUGAGGUCAACCAGCAUCCCUGCUGCCACAGGUGCAGCGCCUCCGACUUCGCCGCUGCGGAAUCGAGAGUGGGACGGAUGGCUCAGGACGCACUCGCAGCAAGAGGCGCAGCGAAGCCCAGGAUCUGGCUUUCCGAGCCCAAGCAGCCCUGGCAGCCCCGUCAGUGCCCCAGGGCUUGGACGACCGGGCCCGGGCCUGGGCGCCACGUCUCCGCGGCGAGGCAGAGGAGCCGAUGGCCAGGCCCUGGGCAUCGUGCCACACAUGCCGAAGUCGGUGCAAGGUACUGCCGCAACCAGCGUUGGUGCACUUCCGGAAGCAGAAAUCCUGCCUCACUCUUGCUUGGUUUGUGGCCUCGCGCCACUCAGCACACCGAAGAGAACCGCGGCACACUACAAUUUUUUCAUGUGUCUGGCUACCCUGGCUUUCGCUUUGUACAGCGAGUUGCCCAAGGUUUGGGUGACCGUGAUCUUGAUGUCGCAGUCGGUGGAGCCCGUGUCUGCCAUCGUCCGCGUGCCAAUUGUCACCAUCAACGGCCUGUAUCUGCUCUGGUGCCUUCUGCUGGUUUCGCACCACCUCCUGUCCUGGUGUGGCUGCAGACGGGUGACCGUGCACACUCAGCAGCCGAGCAUGCUCAGAGUGUCAGCUACUGUGUCGGCAUCGGAGGAUGCUGUGAUUCUUCACUGGCAACACCCAGCGGUGCCGAAAAAGGGCAUCGAGCCGGACGAGUUUCUCUGCGCGCUCUACAACCUUCAAGGCCAUGAUGCCGACAGGCCUAUCCGGCUUCAGCGGGUACCGGCUUCACAAGUUGACCCGGAGACUGGAGGGCUUCGGUGCUACUUCGGUGACCUCUGCCCGGGCAGCGGCUAUGUGGCAGCAGUGACGGCGGCACGGGGUGGCCUUGGACUCGGGGAGCCAGCUCGACUUCCAUGCCGAACUUUGCCGCACGUGUUGCCAGCCAUCCCUGACCAUGUGGUCCUGAGGAAUUCUGGUCCUACUUGGGCGGAGCUCACUUGGGAAGAGCCUUGCGAGCUUCUGCUGGAGCUCUCCAGCGAGGGCUUUCGGCGCACAGAGCUUGUGUCGCCUCCGGUGCAGCUGGAGGGGCUGAGGCCCAACACCGAGUAUGCUGUGGCAGUGAGCACGCUCUGCGAGAAUCGUCAGCUGGUGCCGAAGCUGUCCUUCGUGACGCCGCAGGAAGACUUGGGUUCUGGUGCAAUGACUUCCCUGACAGCUGCCAUGAAAGACUUGGGGAGCAUCAAAGAGUCUCUGGGAGCCAUCCAUGCCGGGGCGGCCAACGCCGAGGUGCUCCGACACCUCGCAACGCUGCAGGACAGCUGGGCCUCGAUGCAGCUCCCCGGCGUUGCGGAAGAGCUGAAGAAGCUCAUGGACGCCAAUGACCAAAUGAAGAAGGACAUUUCAUUGGAGUUUAAGCCAGUGCCUUCCGGCAGCAAACGCCGGGCAUCCAUCAUACUCUCUCGACGUCUUUGUGAUAAGACACCGAAGGCAAAGGAGGGACCUUUGCCUGCAUUGUCGAAGCUUAUGAUUGCCCUCGAAUUCGCUGCCUGUGCUUCAACAAGAAGCCGAUCUGUGGCAGUCCGCGGUGAAGCUGUGCCAGAAAAUAGAGCCGUCCAGCCCCAAUCUACGUCCUUGUCGUCGCACGAGCUUUUGGCCGCUGCACUUAGUUUAUUGGAGUAA
This is a messenger RNA of Symbiodinium sp. CCMP2592, 4059 nucleotides long. NCBI's taxonomy places the organism in Eukaryota, Dinophyceae, Suessiales, Symbiodiniaceae. The record is from the annotation of a GenBank genome assembly.